This is a messenger RNA of Dothidotthia symphoricarpi CBS 119687, 585 nucleotides long. RefSeq lists its product as uncharacterized. Gene Ontology annotation, cellular component: membrane; mitochondrion; cytoplasm. Bases 78 to 521 code for a protein of 147 amino acids. Lineage: Eukaryota; Fungi; Ascomycota; Dothideomycetes; Pleosporales; Dothidotthiaceae. The record is from RefSeq and is a predicted model, not a curated record. The transcript has 4 exons.
GCUCCUUCUCAUAUACUCCCCGCUUCUUCGGUUUGGCCUGCUUCUGUUUAGUUUUUGCACGGACUUUGCUGGACAGGAUGGCGUUUAGGUGGUACCAAGCGAAACUCAAGACUGCGCCGCUGCUCACGCAGAGUAUUACGACUGCGGUCCUCUUCGCAACCGGCGAUGUAAUGGCGCAACAAGGCGUUGAGAAGCGCGGCGUGGAUAAACAUGAUUUGAUGCGUACGGGACGUAUGGCUGCUUAUGGUGGUGCGCUCUUCCUCUCCUCAAUGGCGUACCUCGAAGGCGCGUCGCCCCGCCAACGCCUGCGCGACGCUUAUCUCCCUGGCCUGACGAAGAACUUCAUGGUGUGGCCGUGGGUGCAGUUUACGAACUUCAAGUAUGUGCCCAUGGAGCAUCGGGUGCUGGUUGUGAAUGUGGUGAGCUUGGGGUGGAAUUGCUAUCUUAGUGGGUUGAAUGCGGGGGGUGGUGGGGGUGUGAAGGAGAAAGGGAAGGAGGGUGGGGAGUUACCUCCUUCGUAGGGGGUUGUGGGGUGGGAAGGGGGUGAAGGAUGGAUUGACUUCCGUACAUGCCAGCCAGUCAUCA